Molecule: messenger RNA, 3073 nt
Organism: Athalia rosae (coleseed sawfly)
Lineage: Eukaryota; Metazoa; Arthropoda; Insecta; Hymenoptera; Athaliidae
Product: T-box transcription factor TBX10
Exons: 4
Coding region: 916-2229 (437 amino acids)
Biological process (GO): regulation of transcription by RNA polymerase II; cell fate specification; positive regulation of DNA-templated transcription
Cellular component (GO): nucleus
Molecular function (GO): RNA polymerase II cis-regulatory region sequence-specific DNA binding; DNA-binding transcription factor activity, RNA polymerase II-specific
Source: RefSeq, a predicted model, not a curated record
GCCGUUGAUAAGCCCGGUAGUCUGGCACGGUUCUUUGGCCCGUUCGUUUGUCGUUGUGUCCGUCGGUGGUUGCGUGUUAAACUGUUGGAUAGUUUUUAGGUCGAGUUCGACUCUUGUCAGCAUCCGAUUCCGAAGUGAGAACAUCUCCUGUUAACGGCGUGCCUGACCCCCGAUGACGUUAGGGAUUGUCAGAUCUUUGGUCAAGAUCGUGUGUAUUACCAGAUUUCCCCCGCAACUCCAAAGACCGUCGUCAUCAGAGGCCAAUUUAUACGCAGGUUCUGAAAUAUAUUGAAUGAAUUUUAAUAGCAUCCCUUCAAAUAUUCCCUCGCAAUACGUAGGCCGAUAUUAUAUUAUUUCAACACCGCGGGUGCAUCGUCGACGAACUGCAGUUGCUUUCGCAUCGGCAAUUUUACUAACGUAGAAGAAUCUACGAUAAAAAAGUGACGCGCUCGAAGUGUCAGCAGUUCAUCUGAGAAACUCCGAGAAUUGAAUGAAAACAAGUGCGAGGGUUGAAUGUUCGAUGCAGUACAGUGCAGUGUAAUCGACACCCAUUCCUCCCCAAAAAAAUUCACCGGAAGCGCCUAUUUUACACGCAAAUAUUACCAUAUAAAUUCUGUGUGUAUCAGUGGAAAUAAAGAUCAAAGAAAAUAUUAUUUAUUCAAUAAGUGCUAUUGGAAUACUCACGCUCUUUUAACCGUACAGUCUAUACUCUGUUACAAAAGUGAUAUUUGUUACGUUGAAGAUGAUCUUGUAGCAUCAAAAAUUAAUCGAUGAUCCUAUAGUUUAUUCAAUCGGACAUUCGAGAAAAAUUGGAGUGCGCAAUAAUGGCAGGAAUCAUAAUGCCGCUGAUGAGAUUUUUCAAUUAAAUUCAAGAAAAGUCGAUGACGGUGCUCCAAAGGGGUAAUAGAUCGUCAAAUGAUGCAACAGCAACAUGAACAACAGCACGACGUUGCUGCGGACUGUUGCUACCAGCAGUGGGCGACGCAUCAUCAUCAUCAUCAUCAUCACCUUCAUCAGCAUCCGCAUCAGCAACAGCAUCAACAUCAACAUCAUCACGCACAACUACCGCCCGUGCCGUCGCCGAUGCAGCAAAUGGAAGGUGCGUCGAUAGUAACUACGACCGCGUUGUCCACAGCGUGUCUGCAGACAGCCGGAAGGGUAAAACGUUCUCGAAGUCCGACGUUGGAAACUACGUUAGCUCAGGCGUCAUCGGCGAUUUCACCAUCGUCAUCGAGUGAGUCCAGAAAUGACAAUAACAACAACAAUAACGACACGACGAGCACAAAUUCUACCAACGAAGAUUCUACCACCCCGAAGAGACCUCUUCAUCCCGCUCUUUCCGCCGUCGGAGUCUCUCUGGAGGCGAGACCGCUCUGGGAAGAAUUUCACCAACUCGGUACCGAGAUGAUCGUCACCAAGGCCGGUCGCAGGAUGUUCCCCACGUUCCAGUGCAGAAUAUUCGGGCUGGACCCGAAUACGGAUUAUCUUUUGGUGAUGGAUUUUGUACCAUGCGACGACAAAAGGUACAGAUACGCCUUUCACAGCAGCGCAUGGGUCGUCGCUGGUCGUGCAGAUCCUGUAUCACCCCCGAGAAUUCAUGUUCAUCCGGACAGUCCCGCUACCGGGGGUCAUUGGAUGAAGCAGCCCGUUUCCUUCGAUAAAUUGAAACUCACCAAUAAUCAGCUGGACGACAACGGCCACAUCAUCUUGAAUUCCAUGCAUCGUUACCAGCCCCGUUGUCACGUGGUCGUAGCCCCAUCCCCUCCAGGUUCAGCGCCUGAUCCUAGAACGGAAAAUUUCAAAACCUUCACCUUCCCUGAAACAAGGUUCACGGCUGUAACGGCCUAUCAAAAUCAUAGAAUAACGCAGUUGAAAAUUGCGAGCAACCCUUUCGCUAAGGGUUUCAGGGACUGUGAACCUGACGAGUGUGAAUCUCCGAAUUCCGGUUCUUCUCAAGGCGUACAGAAUCCUGCGAAAAGGCCUGCCACUGGGUCUAGCAACGUGUUGCCGAAUUAUGCCUCCGUCCCUUCUGUCCCGAUCGGUUCCAGCAUCUCCGCAGGGAUUUCCGGUAUCCCAAAUCCGGAACAUCAGUUUUAUGGGGCUAGUGCGAGCCACUGGGGAUAUCCUGGUCACCAAUCGGCUCACAUGACUUCGCCUCAUCAUUACCCCGCGCAUCCUCAUCACGCGCAUCCUGGAGCCCACGCUUCUUCGCUUUAUGGACCAAGGUAGCCCUAAAAGUGAUAAAAACAAAAAGAAAAGAAAACUGGCGUUGAUCAUCGACUGAGAAAUACACAAGAAUCAUCAGUUUCCGAUCGAAUUUUAUUCGGCCGCAGGUUUUUGAGCUAAAUUCCUACAUCGGUGACCUUGGUGUUCCGAUUUGGAGGGGUAAUGGGUUGAGGUCAAAGUUCAAUUUUACAUUAAGUGAAUGUAAAUUUCAAGUUAGAAUUUAUAUAGGUACGUUUUAAUUACCAUAGGCAUGUCAAAUAAUAUAUCAGUUAGUAAAUUAUUGAAAAAACGCUUAAUACAACGUCUAGUGGUAAAACGCCAAAGUUGAUUAGUUUAAUUGAAUAAUUGCAUGAGUAAUGAAAAGAAUAAAAAAUUGAAAAAUUGUACAGCCAUAUGAAAGUCGUGUAGGAACAUGAAAUUUUUUAAAUUUUACCUCUGCGGUGCGAGGACCGUAGAAAAACUUGUAGGAAUAAAUAUAAAGGUCAUUUAUGUUAUUCGAGUUGUACAAAAGUGUGCUUUGUGGAGACAAAGUGUCCAUUCAAAAACCAAAACAAACCAAAGAAUAAAACAGAAAAUAAGAAAUAAAGAAAAUCAUGGCGUCUCGAAGACCCCGCGACACCUCUGCCAUGCAACUGUAUGCGCUAGACCUGAACUUGAGCUUAUAACAGUUUAGUUAAGAGUUAAGACUAUACCUCAAGUGCCUUAAUAAAUUAUAUUCAAGUAUUGUACUAUUAGAGUUUAGUUUACAAUUCAAGAUAACAAUGAGAACGAGCUUUGUAUUAUACAUAUUAUAAUUAUACGAACGAGAUUCAAAUAUAUAUACAAACACGUGGCGUACGUUGAAAUA